CGUCAUGCGGCGAGGGAGACGGUUCUGAAAUCGGUCAAGCUGUCAUCGAGCGCAGCGGCAGUGCGCAGGUUUAGCAUAAGGCUUUGUGGCUACACAAGGAUUUACUGUCCAACUCGGUACGAACGUAAAGGCUUGCAAAAUAAGAGGUGAUGUCCAAGGAUAAGAGUGGCUCUGCGGGGAUGGGGGAGGACAACCCCCUGCACAGCUCCAUGUUUGGCCAGCCCAGCCCGGCCAGCUUCGCCAUGCCCCCGCCCAACUACACACAGGCCCCCCCCGGAGGCACCCCCUUCCCCCCACCCACUGCCUUCGGCCAGCCUGGGUUUGGCCCCACCCCCUACCCACAGAUGUCCUAUCCUGCGGGCCCCUACCAGCAGGGCCCCCCCCAACCAGGCUUUGCAGCUGGCUCCACGGCUCCUUUGAACAACCCUGGUUACCAUGGCGAUGUACCUCCAUCUUACUACGGCAAUGAGGAGUUCAGCAGUUCGGGCUUUGAGGACAAGACGAUUCGGCAGGCCUUCAUACGCAAGGUGUUCAUGGUCCUGACGGUCCAGCUCCUGGUCACAUUCUCCUUCGUGGCGGUCUUCACCUUUGUGGACGAUGCGAAGCGGUUCGUGCGGAUGAACCCGUGGACGUAUUACGUGUCGUACGCCAUCUUCUUCGUGGCUCUCAUCGUGCUCAGCUGCUGCGGGGAGUUCCGCCGCAAACACCCCUGGAACCUGGUGGCUUUGUCCAUCCUGACACUCAGCCUGUCCUACAUGGUGGGGAUGAUCGCCAGCUUCUACGACACCGACUCUGUCAUCAUGGCCGUCGGGAUCACUGCUGUGGUGUGCUUCACCGUGGUGCUGUUCUCCCUGCAGAGCAAAUAUGACUUCACUUCCUGCCGGGGCGUGCUGUUCGUGUGCCUCAUCGUGCUGCUCCUCUUCUCCAUCCUCUGCAUCUUCAUCCGCCACCGCAUCCUGCACAUCGUCUACGCCUCCCUCGGGGCUCUGCUGUUCACCUGCUUCCUGGCUGUGGACACGCAGCUGUUGCUGGGGAAUAAGAAGCUGUCUCUGAGUCCGGAGGAGUACGUCUUUGCUGCGCUGAACCUCUACACCGACAUCAUUAACAUCUUCCUGUACAUCCUGGCCAUCGUGGGCCGCGCGCGGGAGUGAGAGUUUACCCUCCAGGCCUGGAAACACAAACAUUUUAUCACUCAUCUCCUCUCUCUCACAGCCAAAAACAUUCGGAUCACUGGUUGGUUGGUCCUUGAUUACAUCACUCUGCAGAAUUGGUGGUUCUUAUGCAGGGUGAAUUCACCCCCGCCCCUCCCUGCAGUGUAGUUAGGUUAUUUGUGUUGUUUUGUAUAAUAACUGAUGUGAACAGUGUUGGAUUUUUUCCCAUUUUUGUGUUUGUAAGAAGCUGUUGAAUUUGCUUGUGAUUUGACUGCUGACCCACUGGUAGGAGUGGACAGAAAGGCCGCUCCUAACCAUAAUUUUAUUAAUAUGAGUAUGUUAUGAUUUAUUUAUUAACCUUACUGUAAAACCCCUCGGCUUCUGUCCCAGGACAGAAUGUAGCAUGCACACAGCUGGGGUUACAACCCCCAACGACCCGACAAAAACAUUCCAAUAACAUUCCCACAACCCUCCAGCAAUAUUCCCACAACCCCCCGAAAGCCUCAAACAACAUUCCAACAACAUUCUCACAACCCUCCAACAUAAUUUCCACGACCUUCCAGCAACAUUCCCACAACCCCCCACAACCCUCCAACAACAUUCCCACAACCACCCUGCAACCCCCCAGCAACAUUCCCACAACCCCUCUGCAACCCCCCAGCAACAUUCCCAAAACCCCUCUGCAACCCUCCAGCAACAUAUCCACAACCCCUAGCAACCCUCUAACAGCAUUCCAACAACCCCCACUGCUACCCUCCUGAUUUAGGGGCUUUACAUUUGAAUCUAUCCUGGACAGGAUAUGAUGUACCCCUAAAUCUAGUCACCGAUAACUGCUUAAAACACACAGACCAGCAGCACUAACCGCUACAACACACACAGCACUGCUAACUGCUUACUGCUACAUCACACAUACACAGCAGUGCUAACUGCUUACUGCUACAUCACACACAGCAGCACUAACCACUAAAACACUCAGCAGCCCUAUUUUGAAUUUUAUUUAAUCUUCAUUUUACUAAUUAAAUAUAUAUUUGUGUCCAUUCCCAGCAGAAAAGUCAGUGGUUCUGAGUUGUAGAGUAAAAUAUUCAGUUUUGUUUCCUGUAAAUAAGCAUUGUAUUCCUGUAAUGCUCUUCACUUUUAAAACAAAUAAAGUUAAUCUGAAACAG
Conger conger (European conger) is the source of this 2314-nucleotide messenger RNA. RefSeq names its product protein lifeguard 1-like. The transcript is spliced from 7 exons. Lineage: Eukaryota; Metazoa; Chordata; Actinopteri; Anguilliformes; Congridae. Gene Ontology annotation, biological process: negative regulation of apoptotic signaling pathway. Bases 150 to 1151 code for a protein of 333 amino acids. Gene Ontology annotation, cellular component: endoplasmic reticulum; Golgi apparatus; membrane. The record is from RefSeq and is a predicted model, not a curated record.